AUGGCAUUGUGUGGCAGCGGGCAGACCUUGCAACAAGCGGUGGUGAAUGGCUGUAAGCAACAGGCGUCAAGCGGCAAAGUGAAUUGCAGACGAUCAAAGCUCGAAUAUUGUUGCUACAAAAAUACAAGAAACAAUAAUGCGAACAAUGGCCAUAACAGCGCGCUCGUGUUGGCGGCCGAACCGGUAAUGGGCUACAGCGAUUGUGGCAUAAAGGGCAACUGUAAUCAACACGUCACGUGGGGGCCACCUGGACCACCAGGCCCACCGGGCAAACGGGGGAAACGUGGCAAGAAGGGCGACCCGGGCGAAAAGGGUGAUCCGGGCGUCAAUGGUGUGAACGGCGAGAAGGGCGCUGCCGGCAGACCGGGCGACAAAGGUCAAAAGGGUGAUGUYGGCCAUCCGGGCAUUGAUGUCUUCCAAACGGUGAAGGGUUUGCAAGAAGCCGGUGUGAAUGURUCAGCCGCCACUGUCAUACAAUUGAAGGGUGAACCUGGCGAGCCUGGUCCGCCUGGACCGCCAGGACCACCUGGUGAGCCCGGCUCACCCGGCAUGAAUGGCGGACGUGGUCCACCUGGCGAAACCGGCCCAGCGGGACCUGCUGGACCACCUGGAGAACCCGGACCGAUUGGCCCACCUGGAGCGCCGGGCACACUGGGACCUAAGGGUGACAAAGGUGACCGCGGUGAUCGGGGUCUUACGACGACCAUUAAGGGUGACGAAUUUCCCACCGGCAUCAUUGAGGGGCCACCAGGUCCAGCAGGACCACCUGGUCCACCUGGAGUACCUGGCGACCGCGGCGAAGUGGGCCCCGCUGGACCACCCGGCCCGCCUGGCGAGAAGGGACCGCGCGGCAAACGCGGCAAGCGGAUUUUCGGACCCGGCGGCGCUAAAGAUGAGGACUAYGACGACCCACCAGUGCAACUGUUGCGUGGGCCACCCGGUCCGCCGGGCAUGCCUGGCAAAGACGGACGCGAUGGACGUGAUGGCUCUAAGGGUGAUGCGGGCGARCCCGGCGAGCCUGGUUCGCUGGGACCACGUGGUCUGGACGGUCUGCCUGGUGAGCCGGGCAUUGAGGGACCGCCUGGCUUGCCUGGCUAUCAGGGCCCGCCCGGUGAGAAGGGUGAUCGUGGCGAUAUUGGACCGCCCGGUCUGAUGGGUCCACCAGGACUGCCCGGUCCACCCGGCUAUCCGGGUGUGAAGGGCGAUAAGGGCGAUCGCGGUGAUUCAAAGUAUAGAAAAAUGCGCCGGCGACAAGAUGAGGGAAUGUCCGAUCAGCCACAUAUGCCAACCAUUGAAUAUCUUUAUGGUCCACCUGGACCGCCCGGUCCUAUGGGUCCACCCGGCCAGCCAGGUAAGCAUGGAGAACGUGGCAUGGAUGGGCGCAAGGGAGAUUCGGGUGAGAAAGGACAAAAAGGCGACCAAGGACCAAUGGGCUUACCGGGUCCACCAGGCUUAGAUGGCAUGAAGGGCGCUCAAGGUGAAACUGGACACAAAGGUGAACGCGGCGAUCCUGGUCUACCGGGCACCGAUGGCAUACCCGGUCAGGAGGGACCACGUGGCGAGAAGGGCUCACGCGGCGAUGCUGGACCGCCGGGCAAACGUGGACGCAAAGGUGAUCGCGGCGACAAGGGCGAGCAGGGUGUACCGGGACUAGACGCGCCCUGCCCGCUGGGCUCUGAUGGCUUACCGCUGCCGGGUUGUGGUUGGCGACCACCCAAGGAGCCGGUUAUCUCCACACCUGUGCACAAAGAUUACCUGCCCGAUGUGACGGCCCCUGAGAGCAACACCAGCGACUACGAGGCGGAGGAGGAGGAAGAUGAGCAGAAUGAGGCUGAAGAGGAAUACGAUGAAUAUGCAGAGCAUCUACACAAUAAUGAUUAAAACCAGAACUAGAAGCAAUGUUCCAACAGAUGACAAAAAAUAACGAAAAACAAACACUUUGAAAACUGGCAGCAGUGGUUGAAGGAAGAAUUAAAUGCGAUUCAGAGACCUGCACGAAAUUAGAAUGCACAAACCCGUUAUUUACAGCUGAUCAUGUAAAUGUCAACAAAAGUGCAGCUUUAAGCGAUGUCGAACCGAAUCUCUAAAUUACUACCGAGCAACUACACUCAUACAUAUAUAAUAUAUAAAUGUUAGUUUCUUAUUUAUACCGACGGCAGUUAAAAAUAUUUUAAAUUUAAUUUAAGCAAGCAUAUUAUUAUAUUAACAGUGCAUUAUGUUUAGAAAAAAAAGUGCCGUAACGAAUUAACACAAUUAGAAAUAGUUGUAUUAAAUAAUUAUUGUAUGAGCCAAAUCACUCCGAAAACGGGUGCUAUUUAUUCAUGUAUAUUAUUUAAUAUAUACAUAUAUACACAAAUUUAUUUAACACAAUUACCACCAAUAACAAACGAUAAAAAAGAAUUUACGAAUUCAGCGAAUAUUUAAGAAAUUACGAAGAAUUUAAUGCAUAAACAAUAAUUAUAAUUUUGUGUAUCGAAAUGAGAAUGGAUUAUAAUUCUUAACGCUAAAGCAGCUACUUAUAUACACUUACAAUAGAUUCAUAUUUAUAUACGUAAAUGUACUGUAUUAAAGGCGAUUUGCAUUUGUUUAAGGAAACAAUCUUGUAUUUACUUGUAUUGUUUAUUCGUAGUUUUAAAUUGUUUUCACAAAAAUUUUUUUAA
Messenger RNA from Bactrocera latifrons, 2660 nucleotides. Its product is annotated as collagen alpha chain CG42342. The record is from RefSeq and is a predicted model, not a curated record. NCBI's taxonomy places the organism in Eukaryota, Metazoa, Arthropoda, Insecta, Diptera, Tephritidae.